AUGGAGGCAUCAGGCCAUGAACAUAUAACCACCACCAAUAACACUACUGGCAUGGUUUGCCCCAGGAAUACUAGGCUAUUAUUGACACAUGUUCAGAAACACUUGAAAUUAGUAUAUGUUUCAGGAUCUUCUCUCGGAAGGGAUUAUACAUAUAUCCUGAAAAAUAAAGGCAAUAUUGACAGUUCCUGUAAAGAGUCUUUGUUUAAGGAUUUUCAGAAACGAAGUCUCACACCUACUGGGGAUAUUUUAGAUAGGCGAUGGCAGGCGCAUAUUAUACAAGAACUUAUAAAUAAUGAAGCAAUAAUGUGUGAAAGCUCAAAAGGAGGAUUAUCAGUGGAUUUGAAGCCGCGUAAUUCUUUUGUACACGACAUACGAAACAUACGGAUCGUUAUGAUUACACAUAAUAUGGACAUUCUACAACGGUUUUUUCAAAAGCUUAGAUACAUAAAACAGAGGGUUCUAACUACCGGAAUCAGCAUUAUCAUAGGAAAUCAUAGAGAAUUAAGUUUGGCUGUCCAAGUGACUUUAUCAAUGAGAAAUAGAACAUUCAGCACCGAAGUAAAUCGUCACGGAAAAUAUCUCCUGAAUCUCAAAGGGGAAAUGCCGAAAAUCCAUACGGUACUUCAAGGACUAAAAAGACGAAUCUUAGUAAGUAUCGAAAUACUGAAAAUCCGGAAUCAUCAGAAAGCAUUCGGGGGAAUCCGUACAAUAAUCCUCAAGAAAUACCAAGAAGUCAUCAAUUCGGUGUGCGAUCCAAUACGAAACGUGGAGAAUGAAGACAGGGUAGACACAUAUUAUAAACAUUCUCACAUUGGAUGCAUUAAUAGAACGAUAUGUAAUAGGGAAUGUUUCUCAUAUGGCUCCAUAAAUAUCUGUUACAUCAUUAUAAUUUCUUCCGGAUCUUUCUAA
Messenger RNA from Plasmodium inui San Antonio 1, 909 nucleotides. RefSeq lists its product as hypothetical. Lineage: Eukaryota; Apicomplexa; Aconoidasida; Haemosporida; Plasmodiidae. Bases 1 to 909 code for a protein of 302 amino acids. The record is from RefSeq and is a predicted model, not a curated record. The transcript has 2 exons.